This is a messenger RNA of Arachis duranensis, 1221 nucleotides long. RefSeq lists its product as uncharacterized. The record is from RefSeq and is a predicted model, not a curated record. The coding region runs from base 1 to 1221 and encodes 406 amino acids. Gene Ontology annotation, molecular function: DNA binding; transposase activity. The transcript has 2 exons. Lineage: Eukaryota; Viridiplantae; Streptophyta; Magnoliopsida; Fabales; Fabaceae. Gene Ontology annotation, biological process: DNA transposition.
AUGGAAACGUUCAAGAAGGCUUUAAAAGACUACUUUGUAUUUGAGGGAAAGGAUGUGUUAUAUAUUAAAAAUGAAAAGCAUAGGCUGAGGGAAGCAUGUGCUGCUGAGGAUUGUCCAUGGCUGAUUUUCACAUAUUGGAAUAGUGCUAGUAGGUGUUUCCAGGUGAAAACUUUGAUAGAUGAGCACACCUGUGCCAGAGACUAUGGCAGCAACAUGGCAGAUAGGGGCUGGGUAGCAUCGAAGCUCAUUAAGAGACUACUAAUCCAUCCUGAUUUGAAACCAAGGCAGGCAAUAGAUCACAUGAUUGAGGAGUAUAAUGUGCAACUUAACUAUAGAAUGAUUGCGAGGGCCUUGAAAGUAGCUAGAGAGAUGGUCAUUGGUAAUGCAUGGGCACAGUAUGGAAAGGUUAGAGACUACUUGAGUGAGAUUCAUCAGAGUAAUCCCAGGUCCACAGCAUUGAUGGAGAUAAUACCACAACCUGAAGCCCUCCCAUUAUUUGAUAGGUUAUACAUUAGCUUAAACGCUUCCAAUAAGAGUUUCAUUCAGAGUUGUAGGCCAUUAAUUGGCCGAGAUGGCUAUUUUUUGAAAGGGUAUUAUGGCAGACAAUUACUGAGUGCAGUGGGCCAAGACGCAAACAACAAUUUUUUUGUCAUAGCAUACGAUGUUGUCCCUAAUGAAUGUAAGGACACCUGGAAGUGGUUCCUAACGCUGUUGCAGGAUGAUUUGGGGUUGGUGACACAACAUGGAUGGAAUUUUAUAAGUGAUCAGCAGAAGGGGCUAGAGUUAGCUAUCAAGAAAGUAAUGCCUAAUGCACACCAUCGCAAUUGUGUGCUACAUAUUUGGAAAAACUUUAUCAAGCAUUUUAAAGACCAGCAAACAAAGCAAAUGGUAUGGGAAGCAGCAAGAUGCACAACAUUCCAGGAAUUCAAUGCAUGCAUGGAGAAAAUGAAGAAAAUCAAUCUUGGUGCAUGGGAGUAUUUACAGCGAUUUGACCCGGCUUUGUGGACUAAAGCAUAUUUCAGUCAUGGGCCGAAGGUGGAUAAUAUAACCAACAACAUGUGCGAGGUGUGGAACGCGAAGAUCAUAGAGUAUCGGGGAAAGCCCAUAUUAACGAUGUGUGAAGACUUGAGAUGCUAUUUAAUGAGAAAAAUGGCAACACAUAAGAAGAAGCUUGAGAGUUAUAGCGGUCAAUUGGCACCAGUACAGCAGAAGAAACUUUAG